Messenger RNA from Psylliodes chrysocephalus, 1002 nucleotides. The record is from the annotation of a GenBank genome assembly. NCBI's taxonomy places the organism in Eukaryota, Metazoa, Arthropoda, Insecta, Coleoptera, Chrysomelidae.
AUGGAUUUUUCUGAAAACUACCAGUGCAAAUACAAUAGAGAGAUACAAAGUGCGCAUUUUGGUGGAGCUAAACCACAAAUAUCACUGCAUACUGUAGUUUGGUAUUACAAAUCAGAAAAUGGAGAAAUAAAAAGAAACUCGUUUUGCAGUUUAUCUGAGAAUACCCGUCAUGAUCACAUUGGAAUUUUUGCUUAUCUUCAACCUUUAUUUCAACAAAUUUCGGAAAAGUUGAUAAACAUUAAUAAAGUGCAUUUUCUCAGUGACGAGCCGACGACCCAAUAUCGGAACAAAAACAUGAUUUUUGUUUUUGCUUUCAAGUUCGUAGAUAUAUUGAAACCUUCAAUCAUGACUUGGAACUUUUCUGAAGCAGAUCAUGGAAAGAGAGCUCCAGACAGUAUUGUUGAGCAAGUAUCAAAUCGUUGCUAUGGAAUUCAGUUACAAGUUGUCACUGAAGACUCUUUUCAAAAAAUUGAGAGCGAAUGCUCAGUUCCAAAUGAUCUCAAAGCUUUCAAAGGAAAUAUGUCCAUUCAUCAAAUAACUUGGAAUUCAAAUAAAUCUAAUACCGUAUUAUUCAAAACACUUAGCUGCUUGUAUUGUACGAGCUCAGAAAUCUGUUCUCACUACCACUUAGAUGAAAUGGUUGUACCUAUCAGAUCCGAAAGAAUCAGAUACAGCGAAAUAUAUAGUUCCAGCUUUGAUAAAGGUUCUUCUUUCACUGAUGAAAAGUCAUAUAAGAGAAAUUCGAGACUCAGGUGCAGUGGUUAGUUGUAUGGAAAAAUAUGGACGUCUGUUCACUUCUUGGAAAUGGCCUGUGCAAAUUUUGAACAUUUGUAAGACUGCGGCCCGUAGCCAGACUUUGAGGUACAGCCUGUAGUCCAUUUUUUUAACAAUUGAGACAAUUUACUACUGUUUUAUUUUUAUAGCCACAGCGAUAACAAAAUAUAUUCCUUUUAGAAAAACAUGUUGAAUAAUUAUGUCCAACUUUACCACAGUUAUAACAAG